Helobdella robusta is the source of this 582-nucleotide messenger RNA. RefSeq lists its product as hypothetical. Bases 1 to 582 code for a protein of 193 amino acids. Gene Ontology annotation, molecular function: dynein intermediate chain binding. Lineage: Eukaryota; Metazoa; Annelida; Clitellata; Rhynchobdellida; Glossiphoniidae. The transcript is spliced from 2 exons. Gene Ontology annotation, biological process: microtubule-based movement. The record is from RefSeq and is a predicted model, not a curated record. Gene Ontology annotation, cellular component: cytoplasmic dynein complex; cytoplasm.
AUGGACAAAAAGUCGUCAACCGAUAAGGCAAGUUUGAAGUCCACAACUAUUAGUCGGCAUCUGGCGACCAAUGUUAAAAACAGUCGUGAUUCAAAGAAAUUUGCAAAAAAUGAGAAUGUUACACAAUCUGUUCAGUUUUCAGACCCCAAUGAAAUUGGGAAAGCGAUGGAAUCGAAUUCAUUAUAUUCUAUGCAACUGCAAGCCCAUUUGAGGGAGGCAGUUUACGAAAAUACCUACCGCAUGGAGCCGGAUCCCUCAUGUCAAUUUGAAGCAGGGAAAAUUGACAAAAUUUUAGAUACGUUAUUAAGAGAAAAUUUGAAAGAUGCACACUACGAUUCUGAAACUAGUAGACAAACCGCUUUGUCAAUGGCAAACAAGAUCAUGGACAACAUCAAAAGUAUGAAUAUUCAACGAUACAAAAUUAUCGUAGUUGUCAACAUUGGAGAUUUUAAGGACAGACCGAGUAUUCACUUCGCCAGUAGGUGCCUAUGGAACAAACCCACCGACACAUAUUCGUCGGCAUCAUACUCCAAUCUUUCCCUCUAUGCGGUGGCAAUUGCAUUUGGAAUUUAUUACGAAUAA